This is a messenger RNA of Pleurotus ostreatus (oyster mushroom), 2772 nucleotides long. RefSeq lists its product as uncharacterized. The coding region runs from base 1 to 2772 and encodes 923 amino acids. Lineage: Eukaryota; Fungi; Basidiomycota; Agaricomycetes; Agaricales; Pleurotaceae. The transcript has 5 exons. The record is from RefSeq and is a predicted model, not a curated record.
AUGUCGGUACACUCCUCUCACCCCCCUCCCUCUCACACCACCCACAACCUUUCCUCCUCCUCAUACACUACCCUUUCCAACCACACCACCCACCCUCCCCCCUCCCAACCCCCAAAACACCGCCGCGCAAAACGCACAGAAGACGAACGCAUAUCCUACCUCCACUCAGACCCCUACAUCAUAGUAUUCGAAGCACACAGAGUCCUUUGCGCGUUAUGCCGUAAAUGGAUUAGGCUAAGACCGAAUUCGACGUAUUGUAGUAUUCCGUGGGAUAAGCAUAGGACGAGUUGUUUUAGUAAGAAGUUGACGACACAUCUUCAACAUCUGACGGUCAAUAAUGUCUCGAACGUACCACCUCAAACGGGAUAUCCACCCCGUCUCGCCGCGCAUUCCUCUCUCAUCUCUCCCCUCAACUCCAACUCGCAUACCAACUCUUCACUCAAGUCACUGACCGGAGGCCCAACCCCUACUGCGACUAGUUCGAAGUCGAAGGUUCAUGCGAAUGAGAAUGGGACGAUAGGUAAUGGGAAUGGGAUGGUUGGGACGGAGAUUCAUAUGUCUAGGGAUGUUGUAGAGCGUGGACGGGAUCGACACGUAGAUCUCCAGGACGACAACGACAACGACGCCGCAAUCUUACCAGGUUCAUGUCCACCCACCGCCCCAGUAUCAUCUUCACACUCAGCACCCAUCGAAAAAGCGAUAUCCCGCGCUUUAGCCAACUUGAACUUACGUCUUCCGCUGAGUAACGAAGAGAGGGAUGGGUUGUUUUCGGGGGAUGGGGAUGUUAGGAAGUGGGGUUGGGAUGGAAGUGAGGGUGAGGGCGAGGAGAAGGGGAGGGUGGGGGUUUUGUGUGGGAUAUGUGGGGUUUGGGUUGAUGUUGGGUGUGCUUUUGGGCGGGCGAACGUAGGGAAGAGGGGAGAGAAAGGGGUGAAGGAGAAGAGAGUGAAGGAGGAGGAAGGACGAGAGGAGGGCGGCAUGGACGUCGAAGUAGCGGAGGGUGAGGAAGACUCGAAAGAGGGCAAGGACGCGAAAGAGGGGGCUAAGGAUGCGAUGGAUGUUGAACAGGACGGUAAGGGCGAGCCGGAGGGGGAAAGAGAGGAAGAACGGGAACUAGAGUUGGCGGUAGAGCCCCGCCUAUACCCACACCAGCCCCUCCAAUCCCACCCUUCCCACUCUACCAACCCCGCUCAACGUCCAACAUCUUCACACUCCUCUCGCCCCUCAACCCAACAAUCUGGCUUUUCAUCCUUCUCUGCUGCUCCCUCCACUUCGAGCUCUACUACCACGACGACACGUCAGAGGCGUACGACGCUCUCAGUAAAUUGCAAUGAGGAGAAUGGGGAUGGGGAGUCGCCGAUUUCUGGGAACGCUAAUUGGGGAUAUCCUACCCAUACCUCGAAUGCGCAUGAAUAUGCGUAUAAUCCCAACCAUCCUCAUUCUCAUCACUCGUCUUCCCAUCUCAACUCGCAACAACAACACCAACACCAACACUCCAACGCGAACCAUACCAAUGGUACGGAUACCACUCACCCCUCCGCCCCCUCGCAUGAAUUCCGUAGACGCGAUGCCGAACAACGUGCUUCGACGCUGCGUUCCGAUGAACUUAUUAGGAAAGUCGAGCCCCAUCGCGUGUUUUGUAACUUGUGUGAGAAGUGGGUGCAGCUAAAGCGGCAUAGCCCGUAUUGUGCGUACCCUUGGCGUCAGCAUCGGGAGAAGUGUAUAGCGAGGCAUCAACGACGGAUGGAGAAGGAGGCUGCUAUCGCCAAUAUGCGUGCUCGUCGUCCUCGAGCUUCGGGCCGCAGUAUGGGCAUGAGUAUGGGGAACGAUAUGGGUAUGGGGCAGGAGUUGGGUCUUGAUGCUGAUGGAGAUGCUGAUGCCAAUGGGGAAGUCGAUGCGGACGGGGACGUCGAUACGUCCGUGCCUAUGACCAAUGGAUCUCAAGGAGGACGAGGAGGAACGGGAGGAGGAGGGGAUAGAAGUAGAGAUGAGGACGAAGAUGGAGAGGGGGAUGCGGAUGAUUUGGAUUUGGAGAGUGAGGAAGGUGUGGAAGGAGGGAGUGGGGAUGAACAUGGGAGAAGGAGGAAGAGGAGAAGGAUGAGUAAUGGGUUGGGCGUUGGGGUUGGUGCGAAUGGCAUUGCGAGAGGCGCAAAUGGGAAACAUGUUUCGGGACAUCCUCUUGGUGGGACGAGAGGGGUAGGGAUGUAUGGGAAUGGGAAUGGGAACGGGAAUGGGAGUAUGAAUGGUGGUGGUGGGCCGAUGAUGAUUGACGAGUUGGGCGCUGAAGGUGAAGACGACGUCGAUGCUGAGGGGGAGCCAUACUCGGAGGACCAGAUCGUUAGGACGUAUUCGCCUUUGCAUUACGCACACCAACAACAGCAUCAACACCAGCAACAGCAACAACAACGGCAGCAGUAUAAUCGUCGGCAAGGAGGUCAAGGAGGUCAAGGUCAAGGUAUGAUGAGGAUGGGUUCGGGGAGAGGAAGUAUGGGAGGUUAUUCGAGAUGGGGAGGUCAACCUGUUGCGUUGGCUGAUUUGGAUAGUUUGCCUGGUCGCCGCAACUUCAUCUUCCUCGCUAUCGACCAUCUCUUCUGCACGACAUAUGAGAACUCGGAUGAUAUGACCAUCUCGUCUCUCCUGAUUUACCUCAACGCGGCCAUGCCACCUGACAAACACGAGGACUUUGAUACUCCGGAAGUCGUGAAGGCGGUCGCUGUGUUCAAGGAGAAGGGUAAAGUCAUAUUUGAGGGAGAUACGUUGAGAUUGGUGGAUUGA